Pelobates fuscus (common spadefoot toad) is the source of this 2375-nucleotide messenger RNA. RefSeq names its product carboxylesterase 5A-like. Lineage: Eukaryota; Metazoa; Chordata; Amphibia; Anura; Pelobatidae. Bases 29 to 1711 code for a protein of 560 amino acids. The transcript is spliced from 13 exons. The record is from RefSeq and is a predicted model, not a curated record.
GUUUCAUGUUUUCUUCACAGCAACUGAAAUGGGGAUCUUCAUCCAAACUGUUGCUUUGUGCUGUCUGACACUGAAUGUCUUUGUAACAGGAAAAAAGCAUGAUCAACCAUUGGUGAACACAAAAUAUGGGAAACUACUUGGGGAUAGAGUGACGGUAAAGGGGACAGACAGAACAGUAGACACUUUUUAUGGAGUCCCUUUCGCAAAACCACCAGUUAGGGAAUUGAGAUUUGCUCGUCCAGAGCCCCCAGUACCUUGGGACUCCUACAGGGAUGCAACUAAAGACCCACCCAUGUGUUUACAAAACAUUUCGAUACUGGAACAUUUUAUGGAGCUUUCCAAGAUAAAAAUUGAGUUUCCCCCUGUUUCCGAAGACUGUCUAUAUCUGAACAUUUUCACUCCAGCAGACAGAGAAAAUAAUACUCCAUUACCAGUUAUGGUGUUUAUACAUGGCGGAGCUUUGGCACUAGGUGGAGCAAAUCUAUUUAAUGGAGCUGCACUGAGUGCUUACGAAGAUGUAGUGGUUGUAGUUAUACAGUACAGACUGGGAAUUACAGGAUUCUUUUGUUCUGGGUAUGAUGAAGCACCUGGGAACUUUGGGUUUUUGGAUCAAAUAGCAGCUCUUCAAUGGGUCCAGGAAAACAUUAAGGAUUUUGGAGGAAACCCACAGUCUGUCACCAUAUUUGGGAUAUCUGCCGGUGGUAUUAGUGUUUCUGCUCUGGUGUUAUCUCCAUUAUCCAAAGGCCUAUUCCAUAGAGCCAUUGCAGAGAGUGGGACUGCCUUAAUGCCCGGACUCAUGACCAGUAAACAUGAAGUUGUAAUUUUUCUCCGAAAUCUUAUUGCCAAUAUAUCUGGCUGUGAUCCUGUAUCAAUGGUGGCUUGCUUGAAAGAGAAAACUGAAGAAGAAAUUAUUACGAUAUUCGAUACCAUGAGACUACUGGGGUUACCUGGAUGUGUAGAUGGUGUAUUUCUUCCGAAACCUGCAGAAGAAAUUUUGGCAAAUAAGGAAAGCAACAAUGUUCCACUCAUAAUUGGCAAUACUAACCAGGAGUUUGGAUGGAUUAUGCCUCUGGGGAUGAACAUCAGUGGUUUAGAAGAAGGAUUGGAAAAAGACAAAGUUCAGUCACUCCUGAAAUCCAUUUCUAUGCUGGAAUUGAAUGAAGAAUCCAUCCCUUUGAUAAUGGAGGAAUAUUUUGGGGACACAAGUGAUCCUUUUGAAAUCCGAGACAGGUUCCUGGAUUUGUGUGGUGAUAUAGUGUUUGUUAUGCCAGCUCUCAAGACAGCAAAAUAUCACAGAGAUUCUGGAUUUCCAGUCUAUUAUUAUGAAUUUCAGCAUCGGCCAGCAAUCUAUAAGGAUAGAAAACCAGCAUAUGUUAAAUCAGAUCAUGGAGAUGAUGCAUCGUAUGUUAUGGGAAGCGCGUUCUUAACUCGUGACACCCUGUUCAACGUCCAUGCAACAGAGGAAGAAGAAAGGUUCAGCAAAACUAUUAUGAAAUAUUGGGCCAAUUUUGCUCGAAAUGGAGAUCCCAAUGGACCAGGUCUCGAAAAAUGGCCACGAUAUCACGAAAACGAAGCUUACAUGCAACUUGCCUUGGAGCAGAAACCUACAGAAAAGUAUAAACCAGACAGGUUUGUUUUCUGGACCAAAACUCUUCCAGAGACCAUUCGAAAAAUGUCAGAGGAACAAAGUGAAGAACGUGAAGAACUGUAGAUUUGUUUUUGAUCAGCUGUCACCCUUCUCCAUGGGAAAUUACAGAAAUCAUCAAGUCACUGCUAAGUAGUUCGAUUUCCAUUCAUCUUGCAUUUAACUCUACCACUGGCUCCCAAUUCAGUCCUCGAAGAUUCAGGAUUUAGGGAUUUGCCAGCUUUGCUGCUGUGGGGCCACUGACAAAACUUUGACCACUUCUAUCUUAGGUCUUAAGACAAGGUUGGACAAAAGUUGGUCUAUAACACACAUUCCUAAGCUUCCAAAUCUCUACAUAACAACCAUCCACCAUAAACCGGCCAGGUAGCAUAGGUAGCUAUGGACUUGAUAUCAUCUCAUUGUUAAGAAAAAUAUAGAAGGUUGGAGGACUUCUCUCCAACUGGACAAUCUGCAGGAAACCAACACAACAUUGCACUGAAUUGGAUUAUUACACACAUUGCAUUGGACAAGGAGAAAGAGAAAUAUGGUUACUUUUUCUCGCUUUCCACAUUCUAUGUUCUAAGACAGAGCGUAUAACAGUGAUAACAGGAAGUCAAGAUGGAGGCACCCAGUUCCAGGAUAAAUGGAUGGAUUCCUACCUUUCAUUUAAUCUUUAAGGCCUCACAAGCACGUAUUUGUUACAUAUAGGGUGUAAGUAAAUAUAACGUAAAAAGUAAUGCUAAGUGACUGU